Messenger RNA from Ogataea philodendri, 756 nucleotides. RefSeq lists its product as uncharacterized. The transcript has a single exon. The record is from RefSeq and is a predicted model, not a curated record. Gene Ontology annotation, biological process: ribosome biogenesis; cytosolic ribosome assembly. Bases 1 to 756 code for a protein of 251 amino acids. Lineage: Eukaryota; Fungi; Ascomycota; Pichiomycetes; Pichiales; Pichiaceae.
AUGGCUGUGAUUAACCAACCUGCUUCGCAGAUCCGCUUGACCAAUGUCUCGCUCGUGCGAAUGAAGAAAGGUAAGAAGCGGUUCGAGAUUGCAUGUUAUCAAAACAAGGUCCAGGACUACCGUGCUGGAGUGGAAAAAGAUCUUGAUGAGGUUCUACAAAUCCCGCAAGUGUUUAUCAACGUUUCCAAAGGUCAAGUUGCAUCCAACGACGACCUCAAAAAGUCAUUUGGCUCAACUAAUACUGAUGAGAUUAUUCUUGAGAUCUUAAAGAAAGGAGAAAUCCAGUUGAGCGAGAGAGAACGUUCUGCUCAAAACGAAAAGCUCCAUAACGAGAUCCUUACCAUCAUCUCUACCAAGUGCAUCAACCCAAAAACAAAAAAGAGAUAUCCUCCAACCAUGAUCGAUAAAGCUUUGAAGGAACUCAAGUUCAACAUGGUGAAUGCCAAGACCGCAAAAGUGAAGGCUUUGGAGGCAAUCAAGCUGUUAGUAGAAAAACAGAUUAUUCCGAUAGUAAGAGCACAGAUGAAGCUCCGUAUCACACUCAGUAACAAAGAGUACACCAAGAUAGAGAAAACUUUCAAAGAGAAGCUGGUGUCCUCCGUCGAACACGAAGAAAAGAUCGACUCCGAAACAGAACUCGUUUGUUUGGUGGAGCCCGAGUUUUACAAGGAGAUCUCGGAAUCGAUCAAAUCCAAGAAAGGAUCGGUGGAAAUUCUGGAUAUGGCGGUGAUCUCAGAAGGAAAUCAGAAUCUAUGA